Messenger RNA from Iphiclides podalirius (scarce swallowtail), 1497 nucleotides. Lineage: Eukaryota; Metazoa; Arthropoda; Insecta; Lepidoptera; Papilionidae. The record is from the annotation of a GenBank genome assembly.
AUGGAGUGGCUGAAGAGGAUGUUCGGACGGGACGGUGGCGGAGAGGCGGUAGACCAGGAGCCGAGCACGGACGGCCUGGAGACGCCGCGGGAGCGCCGCCAGCGCUGGCGCAGCGUCUACGUGGUCUACUUCACCAUGUUCCAGAUGUCCCUCGGUUUCAGCAUCGUGCUUACGGGCGUUUGGCCCUACCUUGACAUGCUGCAGCCCGGAACGAAGAAGGACAUGCUGGGCGUGGCGGUGGGCGCGAGCCCGCUGGGCCAGCUGCUCCUCUCCCCACUGCUGGGCCUGUGGGCUAACCGCGCGGGCGUCCGGACUCCCCUCGCAGCCACGCUUGCUCUGUUCGUGCUCGCUUCGGUGCUCUACUCGCAGCUGCACUUGACCAGGCCCUACGCCCUCCACUGCAUGAUCGCCGCAAGGUUCCUGAUCGGAGUCAGCUCCUCGAACGUGGCGGUGGCGCGCGCCCACCUGUCCGCGGCCACUCGCGCUGAUGAGAGGACGCGCGCCGUUGCGGCCGUAUCGCUGGCGCAGGUGCUGGGCUUCGUGGCGGGGCCGGCGCUGCAGGCGGCCGCCGCCCCCCUGGGGGCGUCCGCCCACCACGGCCUGCGCUUCGACAUGUACAGCGCCCCCGGAGCGCUGAACGCCGCCCUGGGGCUGGUCAAUCUGCUGCUGCUCCUCCCCUGCAGCUUCCGCGAGAGCGACAUAGCGCUGCGCGAGGCGGUUCGCGCUCAAGGGGACCGCUCAGAGAAGGAAGUGCUGAAAUCCCUGAAGCCGGACUACGUCAGCAGCUGGAUGCUGGUCGGGGCGUUCUUCGUGCUGGUGUUCAACUUCGUGCUUCUAGAAACUCUGGCCAGCACCCUCACGAUGGAGCAGUUCGGCUGGGGCAAGGCCCAAGCGCUGCAAUACCUCGGCGCGCUCAUGUCGGCUGGCGCGCUCGUGGCCUGCCUCGUGUUUGCUGCGAUACCACCGUUAAGCAAGCUGGUGGAGGAAAGGGCUUUGCUGUUGUGGGGCGGAUUCCUGCCCACUUGCCUGGCCUCGCUGCUCUGCAUCCCCUGGGGGCCUGGGGCGCCGCCCCUCGCGGAGCCCGGAGACCAGGAGGCGAGCGGUGGCUGCCCCCAGGCGACGCAGCCCUGGUGCGCCGAGUCCAAGGCCCUCACGCUGACCCAGUUCCUGCUGGCGUACGCCUUCGUGUCCGUGGGCUACCCGCUCGGAGUGACCCUCAUACAGACCAUCUUCUCCAAGGUUCUCGGCCCUAGACCUCAGGGCGUGUGGAUGGGCGUGCUGACGGGCGCCGGGUGCCUGUCGCGCGCGCUGGGGCCCGUGUUCGUGGCGGGCGUGUACGCGCGGCUCGGGCCCGCGGCCGCGUUCUCCGCCACGGGCGCGCUCACGCUCGCCGCGCUGCUCGCGCUGCGCGCCGUCUACCCGCGCCUGCUGCUGCCCGCCGCGCCGCCCCGCCCCGCGCCCGCCGAGAUGCGCCCGCUCGCCCCCACCGCGGAGCCC